This is a messenger RNA of Hermetia illucens (black soldier fly), 5212 nucleotides long. It is a transcript of the gene NAT1, whose product is annotated as eukaryotic translation initiation factor 4 gamma 2. The record is from RefSeq and is a predicted model, not a curated record. The transcript has 7 exons. Gene Ontology annotation, molecular function: translation initiation factor activity; protein binding; mRNA binding. Gene Ontology annotation, cellular component: eukaryotic translation initiation factor 4F complex. The annotation marks the transcript as partial. NCBI's taxonomy places the organism in Eukaryota, Metazoa, Arthropoda, Insecta, Diptera, Stratiomyidae.
ACCAAUAAAGUGCUCGUAGGAGAAGGAAUUUUGAGAGGAAACUCGGUAGAUACGAAAUUAUUCACCAUUCCAGCGAAAAGAAUAACGGCACAGCAGCAGGAGAAACUUGGUGAAGAUAGUGAAAAAAUAAUCGAAGCUGCUGAUUAUUCCUCCGUAUUAAAAUUGACGAAUAGCUUGAAAAAGACUGCAACUACGGCUAAUCAAAGAGGAUCGCAAGUUACGACGGAUUCAGCUGCAACGACGACUACUGCUGCGGAUAAACAGUACCAACAACAACAACAGCAUCAACAAUUCUCAUCGGGGGCGUUGAGUGCUCGUACAACGACACCUCCGCCAUCCAGCUAUCACCACUACAACCCCCACCACAACAACAAGAGUAAUAAUUUUUCUAACAAUUUUAAUAGAAACUUUGCCAAAAUUCGUCAAUACGAUACCGACGUAAGUCCUCGACCACGGCGACCGUUUCCUAACGACUCGUCGUCGCGUUACUAUACCAAAGGUGACGUAAUUGGUCAAGGAAGAAAUAUAGUUGAGAACAGUCGCAAUACUAACCUAACCUCACGUAGUGAGGGUGGGGUAGGCGGCGGAUUAGGUCGCUCAUCCCAACAACAUAGGCCGUAUCAAGACCAGCAACAAGGUCCGCCAUCAUUCCGAAACUAUCGUGGUGCUAGUUCACCCGAUAACAGCAUAUCGCCACCGAUCUCUUCGCCGCCAAUAACUAGAUCGCCACCGCCCCAAAGUCGCCAAUAUAUUGGCGGUGGAGCCGGUAGUGCGCGAAACUACGAAAACGGCAAACUUAACGGUUACGGUGAAUCGAAUCAUACGGACGACGGUGACGAACAAUAUUCGGGUUCCGCGCUUGCUCGUAACGAUAGCGAACGAAGUGGACGUAGUGGUGACGUAGGCGGUGCAGGAAUAGCAAGUAAUUGCUUAGAGCGUGGUCCUUCCGACCCACUCAAGACGGAAGCCCCCAAGCAACCGGGGCCAGAGUCUCGUGUACCGGGGAGGGAUAAUAACGUCCCCCCCGCAUCUAGACGCUGGGUCCCUCCAUCAUUGCGACCACAACAUGGACUCACACAGGAGGCCAAAAACGACGCAAUCUUCCGUAAAGUUCGCGGCAUUCUUAAUAAACUUACACCAGAAAAAUUUCAAGAAUUAAGUGAUGAUUUACUUAAAAUUGAUUUAAAUUCAACUGUUAUCUUGAAUGGUGUUAUUUAUUUGAUAUUUGAAAAAGCCUUAGAUGAACCGAAAUAUUCGUCUAUGUAUGCACAAUUGUGCAAGAGACUAUCAAACGAAGCACCAAAUUUUGAUCCACCAUCGAAUACGUGCACAUUUUUGCGUUUACUUUUAAAUGUUUGUCGCGAUAAAUUUUUAAAUCGUUCAACAACUAGUGAUAUUAUUAGUCAUGAUGGUCCGCUUACACCUGAGGAAGAGGAAAAACGUCAUGUUGCCAAACAGCGUAUGCUUGGCAAUGUUAAAUUCAUUGGUGAACUUAGUAAAUUGCAUAUGCUAUCGGAGAACAUUUUGCAUAAAUGCAUACAACAGUUAUUGGAUCGGAAAUCAAAAAAUGUCACAAUACAGGAUAAAUGCGAAGAUAUGGAAUGUCUCUGUCAGCUUAUUAGGACGUGCGGAAAGAACUUGGAUACAGAACAGGGCAAAAAGUUGAUGGAACAGUACUUUGAAAAGAUGGAACAACGAUCAAAUUCACAGAAGUAUCCGCCACGAAUACGGUUCAUGUUGCGGGAUGUAAUUGAACUUCGUAAGAAUAACUGGAUACCGCGUAAAGUGGGUACCACUGAGGGUCCAGUACCUAUACGACAGAUACGUGCAGAUGAUGAAAACAUGAUUAGGCCACCGUAUAUAAACAGGAAUCGUGACAUGCGUAAUAAUGAGCGAGACAGUGACAAUUGGAUGAACAGAUUCCCCUUGAAUCUUCAGUCAGGCUACAAUGAUAUGUUCAACAGCUUUAGCGGAGUGUCUAGCCCAUCCCACAUUAUGUCACCAAACUCUUACAAUAACAACAACCGGCACCAUAACGAACGAAACAAUCAAAACAACAACCGUCAUAAUUACAACAAUCGUUUCAACAAGCACAAUAGCCACAAUCAGCAUAACAAUUCGCACAAUAACUCAUCGUACUCGAAUAUGAUGAAUAACAAGGAUUUGGCGCCACGCUUUAAACGUAAUCUGAUUGCAGCUUCACAAGACCCUGUUGAAAACUUGCAGAUGCGACCGGCUGCUAAUAGCUUACUCUUUAAAGCUAAUGUCAAUAUUAAAACACCUCCUCUACCCAUAACAACGCCACCACCAAGUAUUCAAUCUUCUAAUAAUUAUAACUCAUUAAACGCGAAUAGCAUUAACAAUUCGACGCCAUCAGCGAAUUCGAUUCAACAACAAUCGCGUCCAACGUCUGCCCCGGCUUCCGAUACAUCGCAGACCUCUAUCAAUUCAAACGCUAGCUUGUCGCAAAAUUCAAUGAAAAAUUCGUCAUCGCAAUCCAUUGGCAGUGGACAGGCGCCACUAAAUAACACGGCGAGCAAGGACGCGUCACUUCUGAAACAAGGUUCAACGGAAAAGGUUGAGAAGAAGCAAUCGAAGAAAGACAAAGGUCCCAGCAAAGAUGAGAUUUUGAAGAAAGUUCAGACAUUCCUAAAGGAGAAUCUUAUAGUCGAUAACAACGAGAACGAUGAUAAGAACAUGGACGACAUUGUAGCCUCAUUCUAUGAACUGAAAGUGCCUGAUAAGUUCAUGAAGGAAACUUGCGUUUGCAUUUUCAACGAAAUCAUUGACAAAUCGGAGCAGCAAUACGACCGUGUUAUAGAAUUCAUCCAACAACUGCGUAGAGAAAAUAAGAUUCCAGCUAACUCUCUGCUUGAAGCUUUCCGGCAAAUUGUGAAUCGCAUGAGCGAGAAGGAGGCGACUAUUCCACGCAUCACAACCUUGGUUGCUACACUUCUGUCGCGCGCUGUCAACGCCAAGAUCUGCAAGCUCGCUGAUAUUGCUUCCUACACAAAAGGCGGACAACACUAUCCACUCUUCUUGCUUGUUCUCCAGCAGCUACAUAAGAUAAUGGGCAAAAAUCAACUGAGCGACUUAUUCACGGAGAGUAAGGUCAGUUUGAUGACUACACUGCCUGAAGCCGAUCGUACCAAAGAUCGUAUGGCCGAAAUAUUGGACGACAGGAAUCUGAGCUUUUUGUAUCCAUUGCUUAAGUUGCAAGCUGAGAUGUGGAAACAAAUACAAACCGAUCCAAACCCGCAAACAUUCUACAAGUGGAUAAAAGGAAAUGUGGAUUCCAAGUAUUACGGCGAUGCUGGUUUUAUCACGGCCCUGGUGACGGUGAUUUUGAAAUAUGUAGUUCAGGAUUCGACGUUCAACGAAAAUGCAGACAUCAAACAGAAUCCUGAUAAAUCCCAAAUUGAAAAGGAACAAGCUCUUCUCAACAAAUAUCACAACGUUCUGGCUGCCUUUUUACAUGGAGACCACGAUCUUCAGUUGAUCGCGGUUUAUGCUCUUCAAGUUUAUUGCCACAAUCUCGGAUUCCCGAAAGGAAUGCUAUGCCGUUGGUUCAAAAAUCUCUACGAAGGUAACGUAAUCGAAGAAGAACCGUUUGUCCGUUGGAAGGAGGAGAUUACUGAUGAAUAUCCGGGCAAAGGUGAAGCUCUAUUCCAAGUGAACACGUGGCUGACUUGGUUGGAACAAGCCGAGUCGGAGGACGAAGACUAACACAACUUACUUGAACCACCAUCGGACGGACGGACGAGCUUCGGAACAGACAUAGCAGGAAAACAAAAAUAAACGAUAACAAGAAAUUUUACGCUAGACGACGAACUGGAAGAUAGUACGUGAUGAAUUUAAGCAAGAUUAAUCGGUGGAAGGGGAAAAUGCACAUUAAUUGCCGCUGAAAUGCUAUUGUGUGUUACGGAAGGACGGGAGGAAAGGAUUACAUAACAUCUUCAAAAGAAUUUAUAUAUAUAAAUAACUUAGUAACAAAGCAAAUGUAAACGAAAUCGAUUCAAUAUUCAAUAGUCCAGAGAAAGAAACACUAAAUCAACAGAGGAGAAUUAAGAAGGAAACGCAACAGAGGAAAAUCUAGACAUCAUGCUCCACAGAAGUGGAAAUAACUCAAAUUUUUGUUCAAUAUCCAAACACGAUAAAACAGCUGAAAUUCAUUCUUAUAAUUCUCUGAACUCUUGACUCCCAGAAACAAGAGAACAAAAAAUGUUUGCAAACAAAAAAACUAUAAAAAGAAAAAUGAUCAAAAAAUAUUUUUAUUUUUUAUGAUUUCCGAACUAAAAGAAUAAUUUUUUGAAAAAGAAAAUAGCUCGAGUUUUUCUUCCCGUAAUUGAUUCAGUCGCCUAUUACAGUUUUUUACUACUCCUCAACAAUUAUUGGUUUUAAAGCUCUAAUAAGAAAUUGAGUAAUUCAUUUCUUUCUUAUUCCCGUACGAAUUUUUCAUAAAAUCCUUAAAUUUACAGAAAUUACUUUAAAAAUAUAUUUGGAAAUUUACCAUGAAGAAAAAAAUAAAAUUGGAGGAUCUUAGACCAGAAAAAAAAAACAAAAGUAAAAGUACCAAUUUCGUGAUUGUGUUUAUCAAAAAAAAAAUAAAUGAAGAGAGCAAAAAAAAAGUAAAUAAAAGUUGUGAGCUGUAACAUUCACUUUUAUUUCGAGCGUUUAGAAUAUUUGGGAGAUCAUCUGAAAUAUUGUCCACAAAAAGCAUUUGUGGGAGAAGUUCGUUGUGUGCUGAGUUCAUUUUUGUUUGUGUUCUGAUUUCGGUGCUCUUUAGUGAAAAUAGUUAUGAAACAGAUUCCGUUGCAUUGUUUUAAUUUUGAUAAUUGACACAGAAAGACUGAGCCGGAAGUAUUGUUUUUUGAUUUCUUAGUUACAGCGAAUUAAUUCAAUUGUUUAGCGCUUUCAUGCAUUUACUUUUUCGAUGGUAAAGCUAAUCCAUUGUGAAUUGGAAGCACAUUUCCAAAUUAAAUGCUUUUUUGUUCCUAAAUACUGACAAUUAUUAACAGCUUAGCAACAACAACUUCAGUUUGACCAAUGCUAAAUUAAUGUAUGCUAUCGAAAACGUUAUGAAGACUCCAUUCAGUUUUUAAUUUCAAUAUCAACAAAAUUUUGUUCUGUUCUAGAAACAGUUUAAAAGAAAAAAAUGAAAAUUUUUGCUUUCGAAAAAUGAAAUAUAUGAUUUUGGAAUUGGCUAUAUAAA